UCUUCCCCCUGAGUAGCUGGCCUUUCUCUAAGCCACAAAACUGAGCAAGAAGCUGAAGAAGCAGCUAGACAGAGACAUGUACCUAGCCUUGAGAAUUGGGAGGCGUGGCUCAACUAGUUAGCCCAGCCCAGAGGAAUUGUUACCGUGGGUACUGAACAACCGUAGAAGUAGGGCUACCCCUGGCUUUACUGAAUUAACUAGCUGUGUCUGCUGUCUAGUUGGACCAGAUUUAGCUAGAUAAUGGGGUAGAGAAUAGUUGAGCGGUGCUGUGUGUAGCUUGAACUGUACUGGCUGGCAAGAAUCUAGUAAGCACCCUAUGCACUGAUAACUCGUCAGAAUGGAGGGUAUGUUCUAGGGAUCUGGACAGCUGUACAUCCAAAGGAGCCAGGGAGUGCCAAUCAUCUUCUCCCAGUCUCUGACACGCUAAACAAAAGGAGCUAGAACUGGGAGUCCCAGCUAGAAUUGCUAGCCGGAUCUAGACUAAUAGAAUGACAUGGAGGCGUGGUGAGGCCGGAUCCACACUAAUUGAUCGACCUAAAGACGCUCCUGUUCCAGAUUUCACGAAUGGCAAGGAAAGGGUUAUUGGAGAAAACAUUUUUAUGGUAAGUUAAGUUAGCAACUAAAAUAAACAUUGUUUCAAAGUAAUACGUAUCUCUUCCAAGAAGAAAAGAAGUGAUGCAUUUAGUGACUGGGUCAAUCAACCCUAACCAGUACUGGCUCAACAGUAAGGGCAUGUGGGCGGGCUACAUCACAGGAGUGGCUAUACUUCACUACUCCAUUCUGAGUAUGCCAUUUCUCACUACUGCCAUGGCCUGGACCCUAACACAUGUCAUACACAAUGUGGUUAUGUACAUCAUGUUCCAUUAUCUGAAGGGCACUCCCUAUGCCACGGGGGACCAGAGUGACUCACGACGUCUCACCAACUGGGAGCAGAUUGAUGAUGGAGACCAACUCACUUCCACUAGGAUCUUCCUGACCUCUGUACCUGUUGUCCUGUUUACUCUGGCUAGUGUGUUCACUGCUGGGAACACCCCUCAUACCAUCGUCAACAUGACUGUACUCAUGAUCGGGGUUAUUCCCAAGCUGCCUCUACUGCACAAGUUCAGAUUGUUUGGCAUUAACAAGUACUGACUCAUAAUUAUUAUCAGCUACUGCCAAACUGUGUGUAUUUAAUUAUGAACUGUAUAAUUAUUUAUAUAGCUGCUGUGUUUACAUCACCACCUGUAUCCCGUUGCACUCACUUUAUUAUUGCAAUCUUCAAUAAAAAAUAACUAUUAUCAA
Molecule: messenger RNA, 1281 nt
Organism: Halichondria panicea
Lineage: Eukaryota; Metazoa; Porifera; Demospongiae; Suberitida; Halichondriidae
Product: ORM1-like protein 1
Exons: 3
Coding region: 676-1131 (151 amino acids)
Biological process (GO): ceramide metabolic process; intracellular sphingolipid homeostasis; sphingolipid biosynthetic process
Cellular component (GO): endoplasmic reticulum membrane
Source: RefSeq, a predicted model, not a curated record